AAUAACUCUACCAUUCAGUUUUGAAUUGAAUUAUGUAGUUGUGCGGCCAUUUUAUUUAGGAUAAAGUGAAUGAAACAGGGACAUUAUCUGGUCUACAAUUAAGGUUGAUGGAGGUUUCUGAGCGGAAAGUCGACCCAGAAUUAACUGACGGUUCGGCUGAAUUGACGCCCCUCUGUGAGCCUUGCCGGGCCGACGGGAAGGAACUAGAGGCCCAUGGAUUCUGCAACAAUUGCAAUGAGUACAUGUGUCCGUCUUGCAUCAAAGUUCAUGGGAAACUGACGGCCACGAAACAUCACAAUGUUCUUGGCAAGCAGAAAAUGCCCACUUAUUAUACGGCACGUAAAAAGGCUCCAGACGUCUCGUGCUUGGAGCUUUGCAAAGACCAUCCACCGGAAGCAAUCAAGUUUUUCUGCCCAACACAUGCGCAGUUAUGUUGCGGGGAUUGCAUUGUCCUAGACCACAGGGCUUGCAAGAUCGAUUAUAUACCGAGAGUCGCGCCUUCUUUUACGGCAAGCAAUGAGUUCAAAGCCAUCGUCGAAAAGGUGGAAACGCUUGAGGUCGCUUGUACAAAUAGUGAGAGAAAUCUUGAAGCGCAUGAACAGUCUGUGCUGAAAUUAAAUAUGAUCGAGAUAAAGAAAAUACAAGCUUUUAGGGUGGAAAUCAACGAAUAUCUUGACAAACAAGAAAAGGCUCUUAUCAAAUUCAUGGACGAUGCGAAAAACAAAGACACAGACUGUAUACGGGGAUGGCGCGAAGAUAUAAACGCUGCGAAAUUAACUCUAGCUGAGACGAAAUCUAGGCUCAAAGAUCAAAACAAUACUGCUUCCAACAUCUAUAUAGCAGCCAAACAUGCAGAUAAUCUGUUAAACGACAUUCAAACAAUGAUUAUGAAAGCUAAGACGGAAAACCUAUUGACGGGUUACAAGUUUUGUCGAGAUAAGAAGACUGAAGAGCUGCUGUCCUGGAACGACGCGCUAGGGAGAGUUGAUGAGAGUAAGACCGAUGUACGGCCAGAUUCUGAAUUAUUCGAGAUUGAUCCAGAACUAACAAUUGGUGACCUAAAGGGGUUCUAUCCUGUCAAAUCACUGAAACUGCAAUGUGUAACUGUAACACCAGAUGAAACGAGCAGUACCAAAGAGGUACCAAUAGCCACCGCUUUGAAUGCCUUCAAUAUUCUUCUGGCUGGCACGAAGGUUCAUCCUGUUAAGAAAACCUGUCACAACAGAAAAGAUGAACUUUACAAUGACGUUGUAGAGAUGUGUGUGUCAAGAGACCUUAAACUACACAAAAGCGCUGUCAAAGAUGAAGGCUCAUACAUCAUCCAGGUAUUGACCAACGCUUUAUGGUAUAUCACCAACCAGCAUCAGACCAUAAAUGAUACGUCAUUACGCUUCAAAGAUGUUGUUCCUGUGCCCGAGCCAUUUGAGAAGUUCCAAGGUUACAACGAAUUCAAGAGAAAGAAGUUGAAAGCCCAACCAUUGACCCAAGACGGUCUACACUCACAUUCAGAAGCUUUGUUUAGCCUCUUAAACAGACCAAUAUUUUCAAGUAGCUGGUUUGAGUUUAAGGCUGUUGUAGAAGCGUUAGCUACUUGUCUUUGUAGAUACAAGGAAUAUCUUCAGAAACAGCUGACUUCUCAAUCUGAAAGGCAGUCUGCUGACCACCCUCCUAGAACAGUAGGGUCUGAUAUUUCAAUCGAACAUCGUGCCAAAUCUGUAUUCGUUAAGGAAAAAUAUCUUGUAUUUGAUCAAGCUGUUGCCCAGUGCCCAGAUACUAAUGUUCCCAUUUUCUUUGAUGAAAAAACACACUUGUCAACACCGUUUCAAAAGAACCAACAGAGAGCUAGAUUCUUUGCAGAAAUGUCCCUGUCUGUCGACAUUGAUUUGUACAAGUAUUGUCCCGGGGGGAGUUCUGUGUCUGUAGUGUUUGUUGCUAAAACAAUCAAAAAUCGUUCUUCUGAAGAGUAUUUAGUAGACCCUAUUCGAGUAGUGUCACAAGUCCAAAAUAAGCUCCCAGAGUUUCACGCAAGAUAUCAAAAAAGAUAUUUCAAACAGAAAUUGAGCAAUAUAGCAACUCUCAAACCAAGUGUGGUUGACUUCAUAUAUAAAGAGUUGGCCCUUGAUGCAAGUCAGGUAAGUAACCCAGAAAUGGAACAGAGGCUGCGGCUUAUUGCCCUUGGUGAAACGGGACUGAUUGCAGACCUCAGGGAUAUGAAUUUUGGCAGACCAUCAGAUAAGUUUGAUGAUUUUUUUACUGUUCUAAAUGAAGUAGUUGAGUCAUACACUGCAGUUGAUGAUCGCCGGCACAGUGGCCUUCACCUUAGUCAGUGGAUCAAUCUGGAAGAGAUGAUUGUUGAGGCAGCCGACAAGUGUCCUGAGGGAACGCUUGUCCCUUCAAAAAGUCUGGUAAGGUUACAGUUCCAGCCACGAAAUCCAUAUGCACAUGCAGCACUGAACUUCACUAGUAAAAUACCUGUUCAGUACAAAAUCCAAAGGAGGCAGUUAAGAUUAGCUCACCAGGACCAGCACUUUUGUGCUGCAAUGUACAAGUACAUGAAGAGUAAAGCCAUAGAGCUUGGUAAGUAUGGCAUGCUUGUUUGUUCAGAUGACAAGGCCAAGGUGCCUGUUGGCAAUCCUGGAUUACCCAUUUCCACCGGUGUGAGAGGCAAACAAACCAUUACCCCUGCAUCAAUGGAAAAUGUAGCCGCUGAUCAUGAUAUGCAUUGCAGUAGUCUAACACCAUCCGUGUAUUUAGUCAAUGAUGUUCCUGACAGUACUGACAAGUCGUUUGUGUCUGGCACUGUGCAUGUCAAUAAUUCAGUUUUCCAUACAUCUAGUGCUUUUCGUCAUUCUGCAUUGUUGACAAAAGUACUGUCACAAGGUCCAACGCCUAAGGUGCUUUUGAGAUACACAGACGGUGGCACUGACCAAAGGAACAAUUUGGUAAGUGUUCAGUGUGCCAACAUUGGUCUUUUCAGCAAGCUGGAUCUGGACAUGUUGAUAUUGGCCAGGUGUGCACCAGGCAACAGCUGGUGCAACCCAGCAGAACGCAUAAUGAGCAUUCUCAACUUGGGUUUGCAAAACUGUGCCCUGGAGCGAGCUGAUGAUGACGGGGUGUUCAAAAGCUGUAGCAGCAUGAACAGCAUAAGAGAGUUGGUAGGUAAAAAGCCAGAACUCAAAGACAAAUGGGUCUCUUCAGUCGAGCCUAUUCAAAGGGUUGUACAAAAUAGAUUCUCAAGACUGUCACUGAAGGGCAACUCAUUUAAAGUAGAGGAUCCCGUAAGUGAUGAUGACAUUGACUUGUUCAAGAGACAUCUAGCAGGUAUGUUCCCUGAUCUUGAUUUGAGCAAACUUCAGAAAAAACACACCCAGUCAGUAGAAUCCUUUCAAACAUGGUUUGACCAACACACUCGACAAAGACAAUACUCUUUCCAAAUUCGAAAGUGUGGGGAUCCUGCCUGUUGUACAGCAGUAAGUACACCUCAGGAACUUCUUGAAUGGCUACCAGAUCCUGUUUUUCGAGAUGAAAGUAAGGAACAUUACAAGUCGUAUGCCGAAGUAAAGGGGCAGGAUACAAACGACCAUGACAGGCCAAGUUAUACCGCACCCACAGCUAAAGGUAAUUGUAACGUUGUAGGGGUUACAGCUCUUAAAAAGAAUUCAGCCACAGCUUUCUCAAAGACGGAUGUCGAUGCCUCGAUAUUCACAGCACAAAAUGCAAGGUACUCUGUAGAGUGUGUAGAGUGUACAAAGCCUAGAGUUCUAUAUGCUAAAAGCAAGCUCACGGAAAGGCAGCAAAUGCAGCUUAUUACUUUGCUUUCAGAGGAUGAAUAUACAUGUGGCUCAUUCAUUACUGUGCCCAAUAGCUUUCUACACAACAAAGUCCAUGUCAGGCUUGGUAUUACAUGUGAGACUUCAGCAGAGCUUGCAUUCUACAGAUCAGAUUUUGCCAAGGCUGAUCUGUGUUGCUUUUGUGCAUCAGAUAAUGCAAAAGUUGAUGCAGAGUUGAAAAAGCGAUUCAAAACUGUGCUGCCUACCUGUGAAACUUGCAUUGAGAAGGGACUCGAACUAAUUCAUGCCCGUCCAUUUGGUGCCAAAAAGUAUCUGUCAAAGUACGAUUCCAGCGUAUUCAAAAAACCUCAGCGCCUAAUUAUCACUAAAGAGUACAAUAUCCUUGAAGUCUGCCAUGAUGUCCUUGACGAGAUAUCCCGCAUAGACGAGCCGUGUGUUAUCGUGGCAAUUGCGGGUCUGUUUAGAACAGGGAAAUCAUAUUUGAUGAAUCUUCUCGCUGACUCACAAACAGGUUUUGCAAUCGGCAACUCAAUAGGCUCAACGACGAAAGGCAUCUGGGUUUGGUGUAAAGAUCAUCCGACACAAAAGGACACUGUGCUUAUGCUUCUGGACACGGAAGGAUCAGGAGACUUUGAACAGGACCCAAACCACGACAACCGCAUUUUCACACUUGCUACGUUGCUGUGCAGCACACUAGUGUACAACAUGAAGGGAGUGUUUGACCAGGAUGGUGUCAACAAACUCAAAUAUGUUUCUGAAAUAUCGAAAAACAUCAAAUAUGGCGGAAUAUGUGAUGAGGGAAACAGUCUUUUGCAAUGCGUUUUUCCCGGGUUUGUGAUUGCUUUGAGAGAUCUUUCAUUGAAAUUGACCAGACAUGGUAGGAAUAUAACAUCAGACGAGUAUCUUGAAAACUGUUUGGAAAGUAAAACAGAAAAAGGUGUUUCUUUCAACAAACCCCGUGAAUGCAUCCGGAAAUUAUUUCCUCAGGACAAACGGAGAUGUUUUUUGUUCCCUGUCCCUGGCGAUGGUGACGUUUUGAAAAACAUGGGAAGCCUUAGAUUACAAGAUCUUUCUACGAGAUUUCAGACCGUUGCAGCAACGUUUGUGUCAUAUAUCUACAGCCAGGGUCCAAAACAAUUGCAAGCGAACAAACCAGUCAAUGGAUCCAUGUUUGCCAGUUUAACCAGAUCAUAUGUGGAAGAUCUUGCAAAGGGAGCUGUGGUUGAUGUUGACUCUGCAUUUAAACGAUUGAAAUGAAGGAUUAAACGUGAUCCAAACUUUUCGCAACAUUGCACGGGAAAAACUGAAGACAAAAAGAGGAAGCGCAUAGAAAACUUUGUGAGAAGCAUAAACGUGAACAAGAUAUUCCGGAAGGAAGUGGAAUGACCAGAAUGGUUUGAUUAAAAAAACACGUUAUUUGAAACCUUAUCUUAGAACUGGCUUGGCAGCGUAGAUUAUGAUUUGUCUAAUUGUAGUUCAACUGUUGAAUACCAUUAUCCAUGAAUACAUGAGGAUAAAAUCGUAAAAUCGUUAAUACAUGAUGUCGUGUAUUUGCGACGUUGAAACAGUAAAUCCAUGAAGUUCAAAUUGUUCUUUUCGUGAUAUAAAAAAAAGUAUUUUAUAAACUUUAAAAUUUGUGACGUUGAGAAUGUGAAUUUGUGAAAAUGUUUAUUCGUGAAGAUAAAUUAAAUGUUAAAUUCGAGAAAUCAAGAAUAUGUGUAGCUGAAAGCGCGACUUCGUAAAUUAAAUUUCGUGAAUGUAUGACAUUGAAAUUUCACAAUCAUUAUGUUGAAAUCCUAAUUUUCUAAAGUUCAUAUCGUGAAAUCUUGAAGUUGAAAUCUCACUUUGGAUCUUUUGUAGCAAACUGCUUUUAGAAAAGGUCCGUAAGUCGACCAAAGUUGUGUUUUUUAAUAUAUCAAUAUUAAAAAAGACAUAAAACACAUUCAUUUUCAAUGUCGUUAAAGAUAAUCAAUAACAAUGGCAUGGUUUAUAUGUUCUCUUACGUAUACAUGUGUAUGUUUAACCACCAAAAACAAGUUUGAAGGUGUAUACAUUCGUCAAUAUGUAUAUGUUCAGUUGGGCAAUUUGUUGCAAAACUUUCGAGGAACGAACUUACAACUCACGACCAUUAGUAUAAACAUUAUGUUCAAAGGUAUUCAACUUCUAAACAAUAUCCCCUCGAUCCAUAUCUACUCUUUAUUUCCAUUUUUCAGUGAUUUUAUAUAUAGAGUAAUGUGAAGAGUAAUGAAAUAUAAAUAUAGCAUAGCGUUUCAAUAUGAAUUCAUAUAUACACACACAAGUCAUAUAAUUAUCAAAAGCAUCAACAAUUCAUUAUAUUUAGCGACGCUGCAAUUUCAUCAACAGUUAAAAAAACAAAUUCACCAAUUUUUAUCCAAACCUCGAAAUAUAAGCCAUAUUCCAGGCUUCAGAAGUUGGUGUAUUUUAGAAGCGCAUUAUUCAUGAAUUGUUUUGUCAAUUCUGAGUCAAAAUGGAACGAAGUAUGAGUCUCUGCUUAAAAUCAUCAGCGAAAUAAAAAUCUCAUUUCCAGAUAUUCUCAAAUAACUUAAAGAAAUAGGAUAGAACAAAGUUUAUUAAAAAGUUUUUCUCUUCGUGCCAUUACAGUUAACAAAAAGGCGUUUAGCCAAAUUAGAGGCAUGAACUUCAUAAAUUUUCCAAAUGGAGGAUUAGAAGUACAAUGCGAUUAAAACAUUUACCGAGCUAAUUGCGUGUAUACCCUCAUCUCUACUGGUAGCGCACAACUAAAGGUGCAAUGAUAUCGUGAACGGCAAGAAAUUGUGUAAAGUGUAUAUCAAACUGUGUUCUGGCUUUCUACGCAUUUGUAUGAAACUUGUUCAGGUUAAAAAUCUUCUUUUUUUCUCUGGCUAUAUUACCUUGGGAAUAUAUUCCAGCAAGAAGUUGAUGGUGUCAUAACUUUGUAUGAAUCCCCCUUGAUGCUCGUAUCCUCUCAACAUAAAUAGGAGUACAUUCUAAUUAAAUAGUAUUCGCGUAUAAAGGUUCUCAAAGUAGAGUGCAAAACUUUUGUGGAAAGGUAAGUUUGCGCUCAGACAAUAGUACACUGGCUAAAAUAAACAUAACGUUUUCAGAAAUAAAAAACCGCUGUGGAAGUAGUUCGUUCCUCAAAAAUAAUUCAUAUGUCCAUACAGAGCCGUUAACGACAUGUUUAUAUUCUUCUUCGGGGUUUUAAAUCGUUAUAUAACGUCGUUAAUUAAGGUUUUACCAUUGUAUUUAUUCAAACGGUGAUAUUAAAGGACUGCACCGUGUGUUUCAAAAAUUCAAUUAAAAUCCUCGUUCUAAAUAGCGUGUUUUUGCUCCAAAAAUGCAAUAAUAUCAAGUCUGAACUUAAAAUGUACUGCAUUUUAUAAGCAGUGUACCUUUAGAAUCUUUGAUUUUUUAAUGGAGAAAAGCACAUUUAAAAUUACAAAAUAUAAAGUGCAAACUUUGUUAUGUUUACAUGUUUUAUUUACUGAAUUGUUAUGAAAUCUUGUUUUAGAAAUUGUAACCUAGAUAGUAUGUUAUUGUUUUAGAAUGUAUUUUACAUACGCUGGAACGCAUUUACUUGUACACUGACUAACACUAAAAAGGAGUGAAAUUUGGAGCUUUUUUCUUUUGCUCUUUGUAUUUGGUUACAAAAAACAUAUGAAAGAAAAACAUAACAUGAUGAAAAUUUAGAGCUCCUUUUCUUUAGAAUGACCCCAAGUUAACAGAAAUGACAUUCAACAUAAAGAAAAAAACUUUAACCCGAUAAACACAUAUGAAACAACAACCCUCAUAGAUAUUUGAUGCAAAGCUCAUAUUUUUAUAUAGAAAAUAUAAUACCAUAGAUAAAUGAAAUCCCUUUAUUCAGACAGAAUAAAUAGGCCGUACGACUACAAUUCAUGUAAUACGACCUUGUAGAUUGAUUUAACAACCUUUUUUUUAUAACCAAUAAAAUCCCACCUUUUUUAUCGAUAACAUUUUAUAACGAUUUCCAAGCCGUUUUCCAAUAAGAACUGAUAAUACACUAAUAUUUGAAAAUCCAAACAUCCGAGAAAGAUGCUUUUCAAUUAACAAAGUUUGGUAUGUUCUUCAGUUUUCUUAUCCGUAAGUUUAAAAAAGGUUUCUUGAUUGAAAAAAAAUAUAAAAGAAACUCCGGGUCAUAAUUCAGUUGGGUCAUAAUUCGUUAAAGUUGCGCAUUUGUUUCCGACAAAUAAAAUCACGUCGUCUUCAGUUUCACAAGAAGUUUUCGUUCAUCUGCAUGUUUGUCCGGCAAAUCCUCCGCACGCGUUUGUAUUGGAGUUGUCGUAAGGCCAAGAUCAAUAUCGACACACCCAUUAGAUCAGCUUUAUAUAAGUAACAAUAGUGGCGAUGUGUUUUAUUUGUCGAAUACAAAUGAUCAUCUAAUAUGUUAAAUUGUUAUAUAUAGUUUAGGCGCUCCGGUGCAUAGUCAGUUGUCCUGUACAAUUAAAAUUGCUUUAGCAUUCCUUGUUGCUUGAAUGGUGUGUUUAGAAUUAAAUGUAUUUCUAUUGAAUCAUCUUAUAUUUUUAAACUGUUUUGGUGUUGGUUCAUGUUAUUGUUAGUUUUUUUAUUAUAAGUAUAAGUUAGCUGAGGGUAAAUGUCAUAUACGUAAUAUAAAUAUGUUUUUUAUGUGAACAUACAAUUAUAUAUGCAUUGUACAAAUAUUUUUUUUUAUUAUUUUUAAUUAUGAAAUGUAAUCUUAAAACUGUAGGUUUCUUUCUUAUAUAAACGUUAUCCCGUCAGCCGAUGAAUUCACAUUAAAUAUCAAUCAAUUUGGAUACGCAUUUGUAUAGUUUUUUUUUUUUUUUCAAUUGUUUAAUUUGGUAAGAACUUAUAUUGCCCACCGAGGUUAGGCUGAAUCUAAAUUCAGCGUCAGGUAGCGUCAGUUUAAGUAGAUAAUCAUGUACAAAUCUUAUUGGUUUAAAAGUUUGUUAGAACAUGUAGAGGGUUAAUGAGAAAUGUAUUAUUAUUUAGUAUCUGCCUUUUUUAAGAUUUUUAGUCGUACAAUUUGCAUCUGUACAUAGCGUUCCUUUUACCAUAACAUGUUUGUUCCAUACAUACUUACAGAAACGUCAAUGUCGUCGUUUAAAAACUAAAAUACCAACCUGGCAGAACACAACCACAAUAUAUUUUGGAUCAUUGAAACAAUAUAGGUUUAACACACUGUUAUGUGUGUGUGUUUGUUUGUUCUUAUAAAGACCAAAAUUAAUAGCAUAUAUUGUAAUUGAUACUGGUAAGAAAGGUCAACAUUUCUGAAAAUGGUUUGUGUUCUUUUAUAUUGCCCAUGGCUUAAGCAAGACGGGGCAGUUAUGAUUAGUAAUUAGAAGUAAAGAUUUGUUUUUUCAAAGAUAUUCGACGAUUUUGGCGCUUCUUAUUAUUUUUGUGUGUGAGUUACUGUUGUUAUUACCUUUCAUGUUUAUCCAAGCUUGUGUUUUAUUACUGCUGUGAGUAUUAAAAAACGACCCUAUUUGA
Messenger RNA from Mya arenaria, 9278 nucleotides. RefSeq lists its product as uncharacterized. The transcript is spliced from 11 exons. Bases 108 to 5048 code for a protein of 1646 amino acids. Gene Ontology annotation, molecular function: GTPase activity; zinc ion binding; GTP binding. The record is from RefSeq and is a predicted model, not a curated record. NCBI's taxonomy places the organism in Eukaryota, Metazoa, Mollusca, Bivalvia, Myida, Myidae.